Messenger RNA from Cadophora gregata, 1889 nucleotides. RefSeq lists its product as uncharacterized. The transcript has 3 exons. NCBI's taxonomy places the organism in Eukaryota, Fungi, Ascomycota, Leotiomycetes, Helotiales, Ploettnerulaceae. Bases 42 to 1838 code for a protein of 598 amino acids. The record is from RefSeq and is a predicted model, not a curated record.
AUACUGUAAUAACGAGAAACUUGGACAGGCAGGUCGCAAACAUGGAUGCGAAUUACAUCCCCCUUGGGGUGAAGAUGGAGGAGCAACCUCAAUCGAGAUCAUUUGGGCCAAAGGUGAUCGGACAGACGCCAGAGGAGAGAAAAGCGAUUGCACGCGAAAUUAGACUGGCGCAGCGGAAAGAAAAGAAGAGAGUCAAGUCCGAGGCCAAACAACAGCGCAAACUGAACGAUCUACUGCACAGGAAAUUGAAUCGUAAUACGGAGAAAUACAGCAAGAAUAAGGACCGGAACAAACAGCGUGCCAUUGAUCUCGAGAGGCAGAAAAUCAGAACCGAUGCAGUCAAGCAAGCCGAGCGCCUCGCUGCCAUUCAUGACCCGAGCGGUAAGAUGUUUAACGUGGGCGAAAUAAUCAUGCUUCCUGGAGGAAUUGUCAAGUCGAAAGAAGGGAUACGAAAAGCGGCAGAAGCCAAAGACAAGAAAGAUAGAGAUGAAGCAGAGCGAAAGGCUGCUGAGAAACGCUACAAAGAUGCUGAGCAGGCUGCCAAAUUUGAAGCCGAGGAAGCUCAGCGGGCUGUUGAUCAGGGACUACCAGCUCCAACAUUCUGGCCAGCAAAGGAAACACUGAGAAAUAUGCAGCGUCCUGAGAGGAUAAGUAAGAAGCAAUUGCAGCGACAAGAACAGUUGAAGCCUCAACCCAUUCCCCCGAAACCAGUCAUACCCGAGGGAAUCAGCUUGCCUGAAGGAGAGGAGGAUCUUCUUGCGCUAUGGGAUAUCACAGAUGAACAAAUUACAAAGCGACUGGCGAAUAAGAAGAGAGAAAAGGCCGAAUCCAGGAAACAGCUUAUCAAGAUCCAGCAAGAAAACAAGAAGCUUAAUAAAGCCUUGAAAGUUAGAAAGAGAGAAGCUGAAAACGCUGGAAUCAUUUUUGACAAGGAGAAAGCCAGGAGGGAUAUCCUAGCUGCGAUGACCAAAUCUGCUGACCUCACAUCUAAGUCAGACUCAGACCCGGAUUCCGGCUCCAGCUCGGAUUCGGAUUCGGAACUAGAGGACGAAAAUGUCGAGGUGGCCAGUGGAAAGAAGCUAAAGGCAGCUCCGGCUCCAAAACUCAAUCUCGAGCUUAUUGAAAAAGCUGCUGAAAUCGAGAGAGCUCGUAAGGAGAAGAAACAAGCGGCAAAGACUAAUAGGCGCCAGGAACGGAAGCAGAAAGCCGCAAAGGAAAUGGCAAGACUUGAAGCUGAAAAUCUAGCUGAGAUUGAGGCAGUAGAGGAAGGUCACACGGCUGAUGAGGCUAAGCAGUCGAGAAGGGAUAAAAAAGCUGCCAAAGCAGCAAAGAAGCUUGCUAAGAUUGCCAGCGGAGACUCGACUUCGCAAAAGCGGAAACGAACCGAGGAUGAAGACGUAGCUUCUCACGAUGAACCUAAGCAGGACAAGUCUCACAAGAAGAAGAAAUCCAAGUCGGAGACCGAGAUUGCCGAAGUCAACAAGCCCGCUAAAAAGGUUAAGAGGGUGGAGGAGGGAUGUGACAAGAGGGUAGACAGAGCUAUUGCUGAGCGAGAAGCGAAGAUGGUUGCGGAAGCAGAGGUUGAAAAUGAUCUUCCUACACAUGGCGCCGAGCAGUGGAACCCAGAUGCUCUGACUGGAGAUGCGGCCCGGAAAGAUAAAUUCCUUCGCUUACUUGGUGCUGGGAAGGGGUCGAGCAAGGGAGUCGAGAAGAGCCAGAAGAAAAAGGAUACUGGUGUUGACAUUGUCAGAAUCCAAGAAGAACUCGAGCGCCAAUUCGAAGCAGGCGUGAAGAUGAAGCAUGAUGGAGGAUCUAAGAAGCGUGGACUUGGCGCAUAAGGGCUCAUGGGUAGAUAAUUGAAUUACUGCAUUACUUGGCCGAUUGAUUUG